GUUCUUUGGGGAGCCUGAUGCCUUUCCUAUGUUCGCCACCAACAACCGAGUGAAGAGAAGACCCUCUCCCUACGAGAUGGAGAUUACUGAUGGUCCCCACACCAAAGUCGUGCGGCGUAUCUUUACCAACAGCCGGGAGCGGUGGCGGCAGCAGAAUGUGAAUGGGGCAUUUGCUGAGCUCCGUAAGCUGAUCCCCACUCACCCCCCAGACAAGAAGCUCAGCAAGAAUGAGAUCCUCCGCCUGGCCAUGAAGUACAUCAACUUCCUGGCCAAGCUGCUGAAUGACCAGGAGGAAGAGGGCACCCAGAGGGCCAAGCCUGGCAAGGACCCUGUGGUGGGGGCUGGCGGGGGUGGAGGUGGGGGAGGGGGUGGCGCACCCCCAGAUGACCUCCUACAGGACGUGCUAUCCCCCAACUCCAGCUGUGGCAGCUCCCUGGAUGGGGCAGCCAGCCCGGACAGCUACACAGAGGAGCCGGCACCCAAGCACACAGCCCGCAGCCUCCAUCCGGCCAUGCUGCCUGCCACUGAUGGAGCUGGCCCGCGGUGAUGGGUCUGGGCCACCCCAUAUCAUGCAGGAGGGUGCCGUUAGGUCCCUGGGAUAGUGGGCUGCAGGGCAGGUGGGAUAAGAAUUGGGCAGCUCUGAAGCAGGGCAAUGGAUUUGGUGAACUUUCCUUGAUGUCUGAACUUUCGGGAAGCCUUUACUGACCUUGGGGCUGGCUUUGUUUCCUGUCUCAGUGGGAGAACAGAAAAAUGGAGCAAAGUGGUAGGUACUUUUUAUGAAGACGGCACGGUCUUCCCCUCCCCCUAAUUCCUAAAACUUCUCAACUAUGAGGCUCAAGAAUCACUGCUUUUGGCCUGAAGUCUGGGAGCCCUGUAUUUGCUGAGACCUGGGGUUGUCAGCUCUCACCUGAGGCAUCCAACAGCCUCUGCCUUGCCUUUGAUCCCCCCCAAGCUGGCUCGGGUGGCUCUUUAGCCACUCCUAUCCAAACACAUAGGUACCCAAUAGCUGUCCAUUUCUUGAGCCCCAUCUUCACCCAGGCCUAUGUUGAUCCAUCCAGCUUGCCAGCUGCUGCAGUCACAAGCCUCGAGGUGCCUUCUUCAGGGCCUGGUUGAAGAAGAUGGCCAGUGGACAGCCUGCUCUCAACUAGCUGGGCCAGAGGGUCAGAAAACCCAGUAGCCCUUACUUCUUGCCCUGGGGACCAAAGCUCUGCUUUCUCCCCAUUGAGACUUGCCUUCCUAAUCUGUGGCUGUGGGGACCAAGUCUGCAUUCUUGAGUGUGCCCGGUUGAGUUUUGUGUGAAGGCAGAGAAAGAAAGAAUGGUAUUAGAGUGACAUUAGUGGGAGCUAUUUUGGGCAUGUGCGUUUCACCUGCUAUCUACAUUACUAUUCAUAGUGGUGGGUGCGUAUUGGUGCUGAUUGUGGGUGUGCAGCCCUGUCUGUGAAUUCUCCUGGCUGCUCACAAGGAUUUCCCUGGUGCAGGACAUCUGUUUGCUAAUGGUCUGGUCUCUGUUCAGAAUUGAGCACAAACUGUCCUGUGAGUUCUUUGCAUUUGGGAUUUUUGCUUGACAGAAGUUAUUGGUAGAAUCUUUAGGUUUCAGUAUGACCCCAGGGUCCAGCCCCACUUCCAGGGCAAAGGAGAUCCAAUCAGAGACCAGGCCUUGGUCAAGACCCAGACAUAGGCACAUUCACUGAGCAGAACCUUAAACACCCCUUGAUUAUGCAGCUUUCAGUUUUCAAGGGUGUGUGUGGGAGUUCGGUUUAAUGCAGUAGGAGUGCCCCCCUCCAAAAGUUGUACAUGAAAGUUUUGUAAAUCAAAUCCUUAUCCUUCGUCUUUUGAAGAAGUAACUACCGCAAGUUCUUUUGUAAAGUGAAGAAUCCUUUUGUAAAGUGAACCAUUGCUCCCUGAUUUAUUUCCUGUUGUCAAUACAGAUGGUGGGAUGGUGGUUUUCUGAAGGCUAGGCUUGUCUGUGACCUACAUUCCAAGCCCAUGGGACAAACUGCACAGAAGUCCUAUGUGUCUGUCAUUGUGCCCUAAGUCAUCCCAGCCCUCUCCCACCAGGCCCUGCCUUUGACGUCAGAGAGAUACCUUACGGCUCUGUCCUCCCAUGUAGCAACUCUUCACAGUGUCUGUCCUGGAAGCCCCUCUCAAAGCUGAGUUUCGGCACAACCCCUCAUGGUGAUGGGGUCUUGAGUUCAGCCAUAUGUAGAUAGAGAAUGAACUCUGCCCCCACUUCCUUUUAAGUUGUCAGGGCCAGUUCUUGGGCACAGGGGCAGGAUGGUUAACCCUGAGGCAUUCUUGACACUCCAUCCCAUCUCCGAUGCCCCAGAUUGUGUUGGUGAAUACCAGGGUGAGUUCCUUCCCAAAGCUUGGAUGAUCCUGUGAGCAUCUAAAGAUGGAGCAGCUGUUCUAGGCUCUAAGGCUGUGUUUGUUUCCCUUUGGAUCAGUUCAGCUUGGGAAUGAAAAGUGGCCACUGUGGAGGGGUGGAUGGCUUUAUAAGGUGGAUCACCUUCUGUUCCUUCAGAAACUCAAGUUUCCAGUUUGCUGUUUCAGAUUUGCUGUAUGACUGGGAUAAGGCAUCUCUCCCAGUGUCAGUGUCACAUAAGUACCCUGGCUUGGCCUGUGUCUCAUGCUGUGGGGUGGACUGCAUGGGCUCAUGAAAGUAGAAUUAUUUUGAGACAUAAAAAGCUCUGUUCACCUCAAUAUCAAUCCUGUAGUGGGUUUUCUUGAUCCCAGUCCAGGACUAAGGCAGUGGGCCAGUCUGCUGCAUUGCACAGCAUUUGGGCAAUUUAGAUUAUAAACUACUUUUGCCUGAAUUAUCUGAAAUGUCCUCAUUUCUCCAGAUUGUCAUCCAGACAGAAAUUAAUUAUCUCAUUCCAAAGCAAAGGGGGACAAGAAUGAGAAUGGAAGAGGUGGGAGCAUGAGCAGAAUGUGUAGAAUGUAAUCAGCUACCCCUAACAGACUUGAAUAGGGAAGGGCAGGACUUCUAAGUCUUUGUAAGAAUUAAAGGAGACCCCAAAUUGUUAUUUUCAUGCUCUACACAUACCCCUCUUCCUUCUCUUUCCUCUGCCUCCUUCCUCAUGAAGAAAUGCAACAUUCCAAGAAUGGUAUCUGUACAAAAGGGAAAAAAUGCAAAGGUGAAAAAAAACAACAUUUAGGAGAAGAACUAAGAUGAAUGUAACAACUGGAAGGAAUCACAUCUUUUAAGAAAAAUUCGUAUUCUUUUUAUCUUUAGUGUUAAAUGACAAGAUGGUACAACCUUUAUUCUUUUCCAAAAUUAAAGCAAAGGGCACAGAAUCUAUAGUCAACUCUUCGGCCUUUUGGGAGUGGGUCUAGCCGUACUUGUGAUGUCAAUGGUACGUGACCCUCUGCCAAGCCUCUGCCGAAGGCUUGCCCCCUGCCCAUGUACAUAGCUCAUUAUUUCUAUGGGCAGGCCCAGCACUUUCCGUCAAUGUUGUACUGUAUGUGACAAGUUUCGUUGGUCUCUGCAUUUUUCUGCAGAAGAGGAGUAACCGCUCAAGGUACCUUGACCUUUGUAUAGCCCAGAGGCCAACACUGUGGGUGUGUGACUCUUUAGCAAAAAAAAAAACAAAAAACAAACAAAAAAACCCCAUGUGGUGGUGAUGUGUGUAUAUAUAUAAGGCUAUAUCGGGAAGAUUUCUAAAUAAAAGUUUU
Otolemur garnettii (small-eared galago) is the source of this 3672-nucleotide messenger RNA. It is a transcript of the gene TAL1, whose product is annotated as TAL bHLH transcription factor 1, erythroid differentiation factor. The coding region runs from base 29 to 547 and encodes 172 amino acids. Gene Ontology annotation, biological process: regulation of transcription by RNA polymerase II. Gene Ontology annotation, molecular function: DNA-binding transcription factor activity, RNA polymerase II-specific; protein dimerization activity; RNA polymerase II cis-regulatory region sequence-specific DNA binding. The transcript has 2 exons. The record is from RefSeq and is a predicted model, not a curated record. Lineage: Eukaryota; Metazoa; Chordata; Mammalia; Primates; Galagidae.